AUGUCGACGAUUCCACCGCAAGAUAUGCCUCUUACAAAUGCACCAGCUUCAACAUCCUCAAAUCCCAUAUUUCAAGCUACGCAACUACCAUCUUCCCAACCUCCCCAGAAAUCCAUGACCAAAGCUGAACGUCGAGAACUUCAGGACCGUCAAAGGGCCGCGAAACAGCAGCAAGGUACUUCUAUAGGAGGUGGAGGUGGAAGUGCCAGUGGACAGAAGCAGGCUGGUGGACAGAGGCACAAGGAUCUAUUGUCAUCUUCAUCGAAACCCCCGCCGAAAUCCUCUGCACCGAAAAAUAAUCGACCAAGAUCGGAGAGCUCUGCGCUACGACCUGCUGCUGAUACUGGGACCGGAGAUGACUUAUCUUCGUCCCGGAAAGGGCUUCGGAUUUUUUCACAUUUCGGGCUAUCCGAACUUCCGACAAAACAAGUCAAGAUCGCGGAAGGCGAUCUCGUACAUCCAGCUGUAGCAAGGUUGGCUCUCAUGUUUGGAGAAUUUAAAAUAUGUGGCGCAAAUGCUCGAUGCAUUGCUACGCUGACUGCUUUCAAAACUGUGAUCCAAGACUACACAACUCCCCCUAAUACUACUCUCUCGCGACAUCUAAUGAGCUAUCUCUCUCCACAAAUCACCCAUCUAGUCGUGGCACGACCGAUGAGUGUGACUAUGGGGAAUGCUAUUCGACAACUCAAGCUAGAAAUUAGUGGAAGUGAUAUUGAUUUGCCUGAACAGGACGCUAAAGAUGCACUGUGUCAAAAAAUAGACAACUAUAUACGGGAUCGCAUUAUCAUCGCUGACCAGGUUAUAGAAGACUUAGCAGUGAAGAAGAUCAGAGACGGAGACGUCAUUUUGACUUAUGCGAGGUCGUCCAUUGUUGAAAAAAUCCUCCUUCAUGCACAUACUCUGGGGAAGAAGUUUUCGGUCAUCAUCAUAGAUUCUCGGCCCUUGCUCGAAGGCAAACAACUUUUACGUUCACUUUCAUCGUUGCCUUCUCCAUCACCUCAUUCUUUCCAGCCCGGCAUACAAUGCACAUACGCUCUUCUUCCUGCGCUGCCCUCGCUCAUCCAAGACGUGUCGACAGUUCUUGUAGGUGCCCAUUCUCUCCAUGCGAAUGGGAGCGUAUACUCGAGAGCAGGUACCGCAAUGGUAGCGAUGAUGGCUCGGGAGCAUGGUGUUCCGGUAAUGGUGUGCUGUGAGACCUACAAAUUUAGCGAGAGCGUAGUCUUAGAUGGAUUUGGGAAAAAUGAACUAGCACCGAAUAAAUUGUCUCUUCCAUCACCGAGAUCCAAUUUGUAUCCAAACUUGGAAGUAUUGAAUCCCUUAUACGAUGCAACGCCAUCUUCCUGUGUGACGGCGGUGUGUACGGAGGUUGGAUUGAUUCCUCCUACAAGUAUCAGCUCAAUUCCUCUCGCCCUCGGGAAAACAACCUUGUAG
Molecule: messenger RNA, 1431 nt
Organism: Marasmius oreades (fairy-ring Marasmius)
Lineage: Eukaryota; Fungi; Basidiomycota; Agaricomycetes; Agaricales; Marasmiaceae
Exons: 5
Coding region: 1-1431 (476 amino acids)
Source: RefSeq, a predicted model, not a curated record